This is a messenger RNA of Paramecium pentaurelia, 1262 nucleotides long. Lineage: Eukaryota; Ciliophora; Oligohymenophorea; Peniculida; Parameciidae. The record is from the annotation of a GenBank genome assembly.
AUGUAAACAUAACCAAACUAGCUUAAUACACCUUCAACUUAAUUCACUUUACGAACUCCAGAAAAGAAUGUUAUUACAACACCUCAUUAAAUAGUGCUUUAUUUUUCUUAUUUUUUAGUAAAGUGAUAUCUAUACAAAUACUCCUAUAGAUUCAAGAAGAAUGAUUAUAUUCCCAUAAUAAUCAAACAAUUAUUUGCUAGGAACUCUCAUCCCUUAUUAAGAUGUUUAUGUUGAUACUCAUAAUCCUAUAUAAAAAUAACCAACUCUUUCUAUGGCAAAUAUUGAAGAAAAUCUUAAGAUAAUUACAUAGAAAUAUUAAGAAAUAUCUAAUUAAUUAAAAGUAGAAAAUCAAGAGCGUAUAGAUAUUGAAAACAAAUUUUAGUAAUUAUAAUCAUAAAACAAAGAGUAUUCAUAAAUCUAAUAAAAAUAGGUUAAAAGAAGAAUUAAUUAAAUAGAAACAAAUAUGUAAAUAAAUGGAGAAUUUUAGUAAAGAAUUGUAGUAAAAACUAUAAAAUUAAGUUACUAUGAUAUCAAGUCAUUCUUCUAUAGAAAAUUAAAAUUAACAGAAUGAUGUAAGAUAAAAAGAAAUCGAAAUAAUAGAAUUAAAAUAACAAUUAGAUAAUGAAAAACUUAAAUCAUCUAAUGAAUCAGAUAGAUUAAUGACAAGAUUCAAUAUCAUUUUUUAAGAAUAAAAAAACUUAAAUCAGAAAUUAUUAUAAGAAAACAUUGACUUAUAAAAAAUACUACGUUAAAUUGAUAAUAAUUAGAAGAUAUCCUAAAAAUCAACAUCUAAUUUAUUGGAUGAAUCACAACUCAAAACACUUGUAGAACAAUUUUACUUUGAUAAUAAUGAAGAAUGUUUACUUAAUAUUCCUAAUGAAUAAUAAUUACAAGCAAUUAAAAUUCUUAAGUUAAUUUCUACAUCAUAGAAUUAAAAUUAAUAGAAUCCUCCAAUUAAGUAGAAAGAAGAAGGUAAAACAGAAAGUAAAUUGAAUAUCAAAUAAGAACUUAAAGAAAAGCAGGAGUAAUUAAUAGCAGAGAUUAAGAAUAAAAUGGGUAAAUUUAUUGAGUAAAAGGUAUAUUGGUUUGUAUUAUUUAAGAAUGUUUAAUAGAAAGACAUAAUGAAGUUUUAAAAUGAGUCAGAAGAACUAAAAAGAUAAUUGAAUUAAAUAGAAAAUUUGAUAUUUGAAAUGGAGUAAAGUCCUAAGCAUAAUCCUAAUAAAAAUAGUUGUGUUUCAUUUGAAAAUAAUAAUUUUUAUUGA